GGAAUUGAUAAUGUUAGCGGUCAUCUUUGAGCAGUCACGUCCUCCUAAUCAUCCAAAGCUUCUUGGUGAAUUGAACCACUUGGUUCCAAAUUUUCCCACCCAGCAAGUGCUGUUCCGAACCGACGCAUCAGCUACAAUUCAAGAAGGAGACGAAGAAUCUAGAACCAAGGUCCGAGAAAAUUGGCUCUCAUACAUGCCAAGAGGAAAUGGAUUCAUCGAAGUAAACAAUACGGAAAAAUAUAUAUUGCCAGGCCCAAUUUCAUACAAGGGGAAAGACACCUAUGCGGUGGCUGUUUUUCACCAGCUCCAUUGUCUAUACGCGGUUAUGGACAUGUACAAUAACCUGACGAAUCCUGCAUCUGUGACGAAUAUGGACGCUACACGCAACACUGGCAUGAAUAUAAGUGCUGAUGAGAAUGGACACAUCCAACACUGCUUUAGGUAUUUAAGGCAGUCAAUAUUGUGCUGCGGAGAUACAACUUUGGAAGGUGGAAUUCCCGGUAGUCAUUCAAAUGGCACCGAUGGGACAGGAGCAGUUCAUGUUUGUAAAGACCUUGAGGCUAUCAGGGAAUGGGCUGAGGAGAGAAGGCUUUCUCAUACCAAGCACCCCUGA
Messenger RNA from Trichoderma harzianum CBS 226.95, 613 nucleotides. RefSeq lists its product as hypothetical. NCBI's taxonomy places the organism in Eukaryota, Fungi, Ascomycota, Sordariomycetes, Hypocreales, Hypocreaceae. The transcript has 4 exons. Bases 11 to 613 code for a protein of 200 amino acids. The record is from RefSeq and is a predicted model, not a curated record. Gene Ontology annotation, biological process: mycotoxin biosynthetic process.